Messenger RNA from Cornus florida, 3771 nucleotides. Its product is annotated as protein FAR1-RELATED SEQUENCE 3. Lineage: Eukaryota; Viridiplantae; Streptophyta; Magnoliopsida; Cornales; Cornaceae. The record is from RefSeq and is a predicted model, not a curated record. Bases 484 to 3126 code for a protein of 880 amino acids. The transcript has 6 exons. Gene Ontology annotation, molecular function: zinc ion binding. Gene Ontology annotation, biological process: regulation of DNA-templated transcription.
AAGCAUGGACGGCCAGGGUGAGAGGAUAUACACCCGCAACGUGGGACCCACAAAAUGACCGUCUGCUCAAGAUCGAUAAAAGCACAAGGCGUUUGUUCUGAAACAAUAGGAGCCGCGAGAUCUAUAUCAGACGGUUGUAAAUUAGCGCCUACAUAUGUCAUCUGGAAUCUAUGAGACAUGCUCCCCCCUCUCUCUCUCUCUGUAAUCUCACCUGUGCUGAGAUGAAACCCUAGAUAUUCCAAAACGAAGUCGUUUCGAACCCCUCCGUUUCACGUCGAUCAAAAACGCAGACCUGUUGAUUGAAGAACACUUAAAAGUCUCGGCUUUACCUCUGCGAAAGACAAAUUUUCGAUAACCGUUCGAAGAUCUAUUAUUUUCCAUUUGAUCACAGAUUGCAAGCAAUAUUGCUUAAAUGAAGAAAAUACCUUCUACAUAACUGGUCCGCAGAGUAACAAUCAAUAUUGGUCUUAUAAAGUGUUCAGUAUGGAUGUUGAAGUGAUUGAUGUGGAAGAGAGGAACUUGGGGCACCAUGCCAUUGCUGAUGAUGAAGAUGUUGAACCCAACGAUAGUGGAGAAGUGAACACUGCUGGAAACUCUACCGGUCAUGAUGAUGAUGGGGAUUCUGAUCCGCAUGUGGGUAUGGAAUUCGAUUCAGAAGAUGCUGCCAAGACUUUCUAUGAUGAGUAUGCCAGGCGUGUGGGUUUUAGCGUCCGUGUUGGUCAUUGUAAUCGAUUCAAGUCUGAUGGGACAGUCACUGCUAGUGAGUUUUUAUGCGCCAGGGAUGGCUUAAAAAGGAGGGGUGGUGAUAGCUGUGAUGCAAUGCUUAGAAUAGAGUGUAAGGGUCAAGACAAAUGGGUUGUGACAAAGUUUGUGAAGGACCAUAGUCACUCCACAGUGACACCUAGUAAGGUGCAUUACCUGCGACCCCGUAGGCAUUUUGCCGGAGCUGCAAAGAAUAUGGGAAUUGAUGAAGGUGUGGGAAUUGUUCCUAGUGGUGUUAUGUAUGUAUCAAUGGAUGGAAACCGUGCUGCUGCAGAUACAAAUCGUGGAGCUAGGAAUGUUCCUCCUGCAGAAUCAAAUCAUGCAGUUAAGAACACUGGCUCUGUGAGUUAUGCUGCCAGACCUGGUAAUCGGAAAAGGACGUUAGGGAGGGAUGCUCAGAAUUUGUUGGAUUAUUUCAAGAAAAUGCAGGCUGAGAACCCUGGUUUCUACUAUGCCAUACAGCUUGAUGAAGGUAAUCGCAUGGCUAAUGUAUUUUGGGCAGAUGCAAGGUCUAGAACUGCCUACACUCAUUUUGGGGAUGCUGUUACAUUGGACACAAUGUACAGAGUAAAUCAGUGUAGAGUCCCAUUUGCUCCAUUCACAGGAGUGAACCAUCAUGGUCAGACGGUUUUGUUUGGUUGUGCAUUACUUCUAGAUGAAUCUGAGGCUACAUUUAUAUGGCUGUUCAGGACAUUUCUUGCUGCAAUGAAUGAUCGUGCCCCUGUUUCUAUAAUAACAGAUCAGGACAAAGCCAUACAGUCAGCAGUUGCUCAGGUGUUUCCAGAAGUCCGCCAUUGUAUUAGCAAGUGGCAUGUACUAAGAGAAGGCCAGGAAAGGUUGGCUCAUGUAUGUCAUGCACAUCCUAAUUUUCAAGGGGAGCUGUAUAAUUGUAUCAACUUGACUGAGACAAUCGAGGAAUUUGAAUCGUCUUGGGAUUUUAUACUUGAUAAAUACGACCUCAGGAGGAACGAUUGGCUUCAGUCAAUUUAUAAUUCACGCACACAAUGGGUCCCAGUGUAUUCUCGGGAUUCAUUUUUUGCUGCAAUUUCUCCAAGCCAAGGAUUUCAAAGCUCCUUUUUUGAUGGUUAUGUGAAUCAACAGACUACCUUACCAAUGUUCUUUAGGCAGUAUGAAAGAGCUUUAGAGAAUUCAUUUGAAAAGGAAAUAGAAGCAGAUUAUGAUUCAAUAUGCACCACACCAGUACUGAGUACGCCGUCACCCAUGGAGAAACAGGCAGCAAAUCUAUACACAAGGAAAAUAUUUGCAAAAUUUCAAGAAGAGUUAGUUGAGACCUUUGCGUAUACCGCUAGUAGGAUUGAAGAUGAUGGGGCUAUUAGCACAUUCAGAGUUGCAAAAUUUGAGGAUGAACACAAAGCUUACAUUGUCUCAUUGAAUAGUCCGGAGAUGAGAGCAAAUUGUAGCUGCCAGAUGUUUGAGUAUUCAGGCAUCCUCUGUAGACACAUUCUGACAGUUUUUACUGUGACAAAUGUUCUUACUCUGCCUUCCCAUUACAUCUUGAAGCGGUGGACAAGAAAUGCCAAAAGUGGGGUUGGAUCAGAUGAACGUGGUGAACUACAUUGCCAAGAGUCGCUGGCAUUGCGGUACAACAAUCUAUGCCGUGAAGCCAUCAAAUAUGCAGAGGAAGGGUCAAUAGCUCCAGAGACCUAUAAUGUGGCGAUGGCUGCCCUUAAAGAAGGAGGAAAGAAGGUGGCUGCUAUUAAGAAAAAUGUUGCGAAAGUUGCACCUCCUAGUUCACAGGUCAGUGCGGUUGGCUAUGAAGACAGGAGGACAUCUACUUCAUCUCCAGAUAUGACCCCAUUAUUAUGGCCAAGACAAGAUGAAAUGACACGGCGUUUUAAUCUGAAUGACACUGGUAUUCCUGCUCAACAUGUUGCCGAUUUAAAUCUGCCACGAAUGGCUCCUGUGUCUCUGCACCGUGAUGAUGGUCAUCCUGAUAACAUGGUGGUUCUUCCUUGUCUCAAGUCGAUGACUUGGGUGAUGGAGAACAAGAAUUCAGCACCUGCAAAUAGAGUAGCAGUAAUCAACCUGAAGUUGCAAGAUUAUAGCAGGACAGCUUCAGGAGAAUCAGAAGUUAAGUUUCAGCUGUCAAGGGUCACACUAGAGCCCAUGUUGAGAUCUAUGGCCUACAUCAGUGAUCAGCUCUCUACCCCGGCUAAUAGGGUUGCUGUCAUCAAUCUAAAGCUGCAAGAUACUGAGACAACUUCAGGAGAAUCUGAGGUGAAGUUUCAGGUCUCCAGGGAUACAUUAGGUGCCAUGCUGAGAUCAAUGGCCUAUAUCCGAGAGCAGCUCUCAAAUGCAGCUGACUCCCAAUCAGAGACACCAUCGAAAAAGCAACGGAAAUAGAGGCAGUACCCUAUGUUUAAUAACCAGGUUUGUGAUAAUUUCACCUUCGUGGAUGGUAUUUGGUUAUGCUAACUAAAUAUUCAGCCACCUCUCCUAGUGAGUUGGGGGUCGGGAUGCUCCAACUGGUUUUGUCUUGUAAGUUGGGUACCAAACCUUGCGCUUCUGCAUAUUUGUACAUGUAACUUAUCAAAGCCAAGAAUCCCUAGGCAUCGAAAAAUUCUAUUCUCGUUUCUUGUAGCAGUGGGGAUGUGUGAUGCCUCACCAAAAGAAGAGACUGUUUUGUAUGCAUUUUUAUAGUUUUUCUUUAUAGGAAAUGGUAAAGCUUUUGAUCUAUUUAAGCGACCUCCACACCAAUGGGACACACGUAAAUUCCUGUCACGGACAAGCUGCUGUGUGUUUGUUUUAUUAUCUUUGGCCAUCAGGACAUGCGUUGAUGCACACCGAUGGGGAUUGGUAUUGGCAUGUGGAAGUGAACUAGUCCAUUGCUUUUGCUGACAUUCAAGAUGUGUAUAUCAAUUUCCCAUUUCAGCUGUAUUUAGUGGAUUGUUGUAUAUGUAUAGAACCGGUUUUGGUUGUCACUCUAGCAAUUACAUUGUCUUGUAAUUUCUCGAUUCUUAAGGGUAAUUUUGUCAAUUUUGCAAUCAA